AUGCUCUUCAAAAGCUUCUUCGCAGCCGCACUCGCCUCUCAGGCAAUUGCUACCCCUAUCUUGGAAUCACGGGCGACCUCUGAUUCAUCCGCUUUUGCCGCCCUCCAACGCGCCGCUAAUCUCUCAUCCGCUGCCUAUACAGGAUGUUCUGGCUCUGCAUUCGAUAUCACAAUUACCAAGCAGAUUAAUGAUAACGCGUCUGAUACUCAGGGCUAUAUUGGAUACUCUAAAUCAGAGAAGAAGAUCUCGGUCGUGAUGCGAGGCUCCACAACCCUAAUUGAUAUUGAAAACGAUAUCGACCUUGUAAUGGUCACUCCAACCCUUUCAGGAGUCUCUUUCCCCACUGGGGUAAAGAUCAUGCACGGCAUUUAUAGCCCCUGGUCCGCCGUGCAUCAAACUGUGAUUUCGGAGGUCAAGUCUUUGAUCGAGAAGUACCCCAGCUACUCUUUGGAGUCAACUGGUCACUCGCUUGGUGGAUCCCUCACAUAUAUCUCCUAUAUCGCUCUGGUACAGAACUUCCCUAGUAAGAAUGUUACUAGCAAUGCAAUGGCUGCUUUCCCCAUUGGCAACUCGGUCUUUGCCAAGUGGGCUGGCUCGCUCAACGGAACUCUGAACCGUGGUAACAACGCUGAUGACGGUGUUCCUAACCUAUGGACCAGUGCUCCAUUCUCCCUCGUUCACUAUGGAACUGAGUAUUAUAGCUCAGGUACUGCUGCUAGCACUAUUAAGUGCUCUGGUGAACGUGACUCGCAAUGCUCUGCUGGUAAUGGUCUUCUUAGUGUGAGUGCUGGCCAUUUCUACAGCUUUGGAGUCGAGUUGGGCUUUGUUGGAUGCAAAUAA
Penicillium taxi is the source of this 840-nucleotide messenger RNA. RefSeq names its product putative alkaline lipase. The coding region runs from base 1 to 840 and encodes 279 amino acids. The record is from RefSeq and is a predicted model, not a curated record. Gene Ontology annotation, biological process: lipid metabolic process. NCBI's taxonomy places the organism in Eukaryota, Fungi, Ascomycota, Eurotiomycetes, Eurotiales, Aspergillaceae. The transcript is spliced from 6 exons.